GCUUUAGCACUUUCCAACACUGAUAAGUACAAUCGCAAGCAAAACAAUUUGCGCUGCAAGUUUAUUUAUAAAUAAACUCGAAAAUAUUGUUUAAAAAAACCAAAAAGUGCCUUGAUUAAGAUAUAAAAUUAAAACAAACAUAAAAAAAUACAAAAAUUAUUCAAAAGAUUACGUUAUCUUGACACAUUUUUGAAACCACAUAGAAACAAAACUCAACCAUCCCACCCUCUGUGGAUACGUCACUCGUCAGAUACAGUAAACAUGAAAACCCCCGUUUCCGCUGCCGCCGCCUUGGCCAACUCGAAUAAUUCUGGCAGUUCAGCAGCAGCUUCCGUGCAGAUCGUACCUAAAACCGAACCAAUCGGAGACGAAGGUUCCUCCAUGUCGCUUGACUUUCAAACUCCUGGUCUCACCUCCACCCCGAAUCCCAACAAACGUCCUGGCUUCCUGGACCUCAACAGCAAGGGUGCCAAGCACAAGAGGAUUAUUACGCCACUUGUGAUCAACUCACCGGAUCUUCAGGCCAAGACCUUGAACACACCCGACUUGGAGAAGAUUCUGCUAUCAAACAAUCUCCUCCAGACUCCCCAACCCGGCAAGGUGCUGCCCACCAAAGUGGGACCCGUCACAUCCGAGCAAGAGGCCUUCGGGAAAGGAUUCGAGGAAGCCCUACAAAACCUGCACACCAACUCUCAGGCAUUUUCUGCAGGGAACACAGCUGCUGCAGCCAACCCAGCCGCCACCACGAUGACGGCCGUUAACAAUGGUAUCAGCGGCGGUAGCUUUACAUACGCGAAUAUGCCCGAGGGCUUUCCAGUCAUCAAGGACGAACCUCAGAACCCAGCUGGCUCGCCCACCGUCAGCCCCAUCGACAUGGAGACGCAGGAGAAGAUUAAACUGGAACGCAAACGGCAGCGCAACCGUGUGGCUGCCUCCAAGUGCCGCAAGCGUAAGCUGGAGCGCAUUUCCAAGCUAGAGGAUCGCGUCAAAGUGCUCAAGGGCGAGAACGUGGAUCUGGGUAGCAUUGUAAAGAGCCUCAAGGAUCAUGUGGCACAACUGAAGCAGCAGGUGAUGGAUCACAUUGCAGCCGGUUGCACUGUGCCCACGCAUCAGAAGGCAGCCUUGCUUUCGGACAAAUAGCAUUUGGAAAUUGCCGAGGAGCCGUUGACGUUGCCACUAGGAGAGGAUGACGAUGAUGAGGCGACCCUAGUAGAACAGCAGGAUAAUGACGCUACCGAAUUGGGUGUGCCUCUCGAACUACUCUUGAGUGCUACGACAAGCGCCUUGGAGCUAGAAACCUCGGCUUCGAACGACAUCUCCCUGAACGGCAGUGACCUUUUGGAAGAGGAAAGCGAAAACGACCGGCCACUGGUGCUCUUCGUGCUCUCAGAUGAUGGAACCUAAUAGUUAAGGAUGUGCCUUUCUCAUAAAACUCUACGCUUGGCAUCUGGCAACGGCCUUUGAUUUGCUGCAAUAUCUGAAAUGCUUCUUAAGUGUUUUGUUUAAAUAGUUUUUAGUCGUAAUUGUAAAUUAAUCAAGUAUUAUCGGUGUUGAAAGUAGCAUGUUUUUUAAAAAUAUACGUCUUUGUAUAUAUAUUUUAA
This is a messenger RNA of Drosophila bipectinata, 1601 nucleotides long. RefSeq names its product Jun-related antigen (gene Jra). Lineage: Eukaryota; Metazoa; Arthropoda; Insecta; Diptera; Drosophilidae. Gene Ontology annotation, biological process: regulation of cell cycle; regulation of cell population proliferation; regulation of transcription by RNA polymerase II. Gene Ontology annotation, molecular function: transcription factor binding; RNA polymerase II cis-regulatory region sequence-specific DNA binding; DNA-binding transcription factor activity, RNA polymerase II-specific. The record is from RefSeq and is a predicted model, not a curated record. Gene Ontology annotation, cellular component: transcription regulator complex.